AUGGGGACCCCCCGUGUCCCUGCACGCACUGUGCUCUUCAAGCGGGAGAGGACCGGUCUGACAUACCGUGUGCCUGCGCUGCUCCCCGUCCCCCCUGGGCCCAUCCUGCUGGCCUUUGCUGAGCAGCGGCUCAGCCCUGAUGACUCUCAUGCCCACCGCCUGGUGCUUCGGAGGGGGACGCUGGCCAGGGGCUCUGUGCAGUGGGGCGGCCUGCGUGUGCUGGGGACGGCGGCCCUGGAGGAGCACCGCUCCAUGAACCCCUGCCCUGUGCACGAGGCGCGCACAGGGACUGUUUUCCUCUUCUUCAUCGCGGUGCUCGGCCACACGCCCGAGGCCGUGCAGAUUGCCACCGGCCGCAAUGCCGCCCGUCUCUGCUGCGUGACCAGCCGCGACGCUGGCCUCACCUGGGGUGGCGCCCGGGACCUCACCGAGGAGGCCGUGGGCAGCGAUGAGCAGGACUGGGCCACGUUCGCCGUGGGUCCCGGCCACGGCGUGCAGCUGCGCUCCGGCCGCCUGCUGGUGCCGGCCUACACCUACCGCGUGGACCGCCGCGAGUGCUUCGGCCGCAUCUGCCGGACCUCCCCCCACGCUUUCGUCUUCUACAGCGACGACCUUGGCCGAAGCUGGCACCACGGCGGCCUCGUGCCCAACCUGCGCUCGGGGGAGUGCCAGCUGGCGGCCGUGGAAGGCGGCCCGGGCGGCUCUGUGCUCUACUGCAAUGCCCGGAGCCCUCUGGGCAGCCGUGUGCAGGCGCUCAGCGCCGACGAAGGCACCUCCUUCCUGCCUGGGCAGCUCGUGCCCCUGCUGGCAGAGACCUCCCGUGGCUGCCAGGGCAGCGUGGUGGGCUUCCCAGCCCCGUGCCCCAGCAGGCUUCGGGCAGGGGCCUGGCCGGUGGAUGCCAGGAGCCACCCCCAUCCUCCAAGCUCUGGUCCCAGAGUCCAGGAGCCCCUGGAAGAGGGUGCCGAAGACCCCCGUGAGGUGGCGGGGGGCUGUGGGGAUGGCCCAGGGGAGCCUGGCCCGGGGCCUGGGCUCGGUGGGGAUUGCGCGGCUUCCGAGGCCCCCACUCCGAGCCCCACGUGGCUGCUCUAUUCCCACCCGACGGGGCGCCGGGCUCGCCUCCACAUGGGUGUCCGCCUCAGCAGGGCUCCCCUGGACAUGAACAACUGGUCGGAGCCCUGGGUGAUUCACGAGGGGCCCAGCGGCUAUUCUGACCUGGCGGCUCUCCCAGGCCCACACGAGGGAGACCCGGCUUUCGCCUGCCUCUAUGAGAGUGGGGUGCGGGUCUCCUACGAGGAGAUCUCCUUCAGCCUGUUCUACCUGAGCGACGUGCUGGACAACGUCCCCCCUGGGAAGCGGUGUGCGCGCUGCCUGCCCUCCUGA
Molecule: messenger RNA, 1380 nt
Organism: Trichechus manatus latirostris (Florida manatee)
Lineage: Eukaryota; Metazoa; Chordata; Mammalia; Sirenia; Trichechidae
Gene: NEU4
Product: neuraminidase 4
Exons: 3
Coding region: 1-1380 (459 amino acids)
Biological process (GO): oligosaccharide catabolic process; ganglioside catabolic process
Cellular component (GO): membrane; cytoplasm; intracellular membrane-bounded organelle
Molecular function (GO): exo-alpha-sialidase activity
Source: RefSeq, a predicted model, not a curated record